UCGCACACUUUCCGGCAGGGAACGCACAUAAACAAAUCGCUGUCAGACGGAAAAGUUGAGUAACCGAACGGCGGCGCGCGAGUGCAAACGUGAACUUCGCACACGGUUUUGAUUGUGAAAUUUGCGGUGAAAUCGGGAGUGAUAUGAUUCUGCGAAGGUUGGACAUUGGAGUCAGGCGUUCCCUCCGGGUGGUACUACAGCAGCAGCAGCAACCCAAGAGAAGCUACACCGAAGGGAACAUCCUGAAGCUACAGGAUCGUGGCUUCUUUCAGGAUGUUUUUCCAGCCGAAGCGAUUGACAAAGCACGCAGUAUGCUCGGAUCGUCCCCGCAAACCAUCUACGCCGGGUUCGAUCCCACAGCAGACAGUUUGCACGUGGGAAACCUACUGGUGAUCAUCGGGCUUCUGCAUGCCCAACGCGCCGGCCAUCAACCGAUCGCCCUGCUGGGAGGUGCCACCGGCCAAAUCGGGGACCCCAGUGGGCGCAAAACCGAACGGCAGGCCAUGCUGCUGGACAUGGUCAAUCACAACCUGAGCUGUAUCGGGUCGCAGAUUGACCAGAUCUUCCGCAACCAUGAGCGGUUUCUGUGGGAGAAGCGAGGCCAGAGCGGGGCUCUCAAGCCGGUGCUGGUGGUCAACAAUGCCGAUUGGUACCGGGAGUUGAACUUUGUGCAGUUUAUUUCGAGUAUUGGGCGGCACUUCCGGAUGGGGUCGAUGCUUUCGCGGGCGUCCGUUCAGAGCCGGCUGCAGAGCGAAGGCGGAAUGAGCUUCACCGAGUUUACGUAUCAGAUCUUCCAGGCGUACGAUUGGCUGCAUCUGUUGAAAGCGCACAGCUGUCGGUUCCAGCUUGGUGGAAGUGAUCAGAUGGGGAACAUUAUGUCUGGUCACGAGUUGAUUUCAAGGGUCGAUCGGAAGGACGUUUACGGAAUAACGCUGCCGUUGAUUACGAACGAAGAGGGGGACAAGUUUGGGAAAUCGGCGGGCAAUGCGGUUUGGUUGAGCAGCGAUAAGACUUCGCCGUAUGCGUUGUAUCAGUUUUUCGUACGAACACCAGACUCCGAGGUGGAGAAACUGCUGAAGUUGUUGACAUUUAUGCCACUGGACGAGAUUCGAAGUGUGCUGGCGAGACACCAGAGAACGCCGGAGCUUUGGGAAGCGCAGAAGCGGUUGGCUCAGGAGCUAACGUUGCUGGUGCACGGAGAGGAAGGGCUGAAAAAGGCAGAGGACAUAACGGCGGCAUUGUACAACGGGAAUGUUGAGGCUUUGGGAGAGCUGGAAGUGAAGGACAUUCGACAGACCUUUGGUGGAGCACCGGUGGUUGAUAUACUGCCGGAACCGGGAAUGACAGUCCUUCAAAUAGCGAUGAGAGCUAAAUGCUUCCCUACGGAGAAGGAUGCAAUUCGGAUUAUUGGCGCCGGGGGUUUCACCAUCAAUCUUAACAAGGCCAAGAAUCCAGCCGAGGUGCUGGCACCUGGAGUUCACAUUCUGAAGAAUGGCAUUUCGCUGCUACGAGUAGGUAAGCGUAAUUAUUAUAUCGUUAAAUGGUUAAUUUAAACGUGAAGUGGUUAUAGAAAAUGAAGAUUGUUGGAAGCA
Aedes albopictus (Asian tiger mosquito) is the source of this 1592-nucleotide messenger RNA. Its product is annotated as tyrosine--tRNA ligase, mitochondrial-like. Gene Ontology annotation, molecular function: tyrosine-tRNA ligase activity; RNA binding; ATP binding. NCBI's taxonomy places the organism in Eukaryota, Metazoa, Arthropoda, Insecta, Diptera, Culicidae. The transcript has 3 exons. Gene Ontology annotation, cellular component: cytosol; mitochondrion. The record is from RefSeq and is a predicted model, not a curated record. Gene Ontology annotation, biological process: tyrosyl-tRNA aminoacylation. Bases 144 to 1553 code for a protein of 469 amino acids.